AUCAGAUAGAGGAACCAAGGCCAUGUCACAGUCCUUUGAACGCACCGAGACGGCACUUCAAUUGUCCAGAUCAGAAGGGAAAGCCCCUCAAGCGACCAAAGUAAGGUGGGAACACUUGCUGCUAGCUGUUCCAGAUGUGCUUGGCUUUGCCCACUCACUUUUGAAGUCAAUGAUGAGUUGCAGACACUGCAAGUUGGUGACGAAGCGAGCGUUUCAUGGUACAGAAGGCAGCCCUCCUGAGAAAGUGCACGCGGUUGCUGGAUAGAGUCGAGCUCCUCUGGGUGCAACGGCUUUACUGUAAUUGUGACAAUUUUGGAAAGACUACAUAAGACAUCAUAAGACUACGUAGAAGUAUGUAUAAGUUGUUUAGUGAAGUGAAUUUCCUUCCUGGCCCUAGCUGUCAGAUAGAUGAUCGAAUGGCAGUUUCCCUUUUUUGACAUCGUUUCUCCUGGGAGUCUGACUGCCCAGCGACGUCAACUGGACAUGACGCGACGUGAGUUUUAAACGCUGCAGAAGCCAAGGGCCUGGAUACUGCGAUCGUUUAGUCGACGACCAAAACCUCAAAGUGUCGUUUCCCUCGAUCAACAUUUUCCUUUUCGAGGGAUUUGGGGUUUGGAUUUGGACAUCCUUUUGCAUCGUAUGGCAGUUGAAACAGAUGCCUUUUGUGAAGAUUUGUCGCGACACCUGUAAAUGAAUCGAUUCAGUUGAAUCGAUUCCCACAGCCGAGAAUGGCAAAUAUCAGCUUUUGGUUUUGUUUGGUGAUUGAUAUUUUCCAUAGACCCGCAACUGGGUUUAAAUUAGAUGUCGUCAUCCAGGGCCCGUUGCGCAUCGCACAUCGAAUUUAGGCUCGGCGAGCAAUUAUCCAUGAAGUGGAUUCGUUUGCGCAGCUGAGAGGUCUGGUUGGUGUGUGAGGAGGCGAGUGUCCAUAAUUUCCCAUUCUAUUAUGUUCUAAGUUUUUAUUUCUAAGAAUCCUAUUUGACAUCCAUAUUCUCAGAUUCUAAGCGAUAUUUCUAUCAUGUUCAUAUUGAAGAUGCUGAACAAUCACACACGCGCUUGAGCCCACAAGCGCAGCUCGACAUAUCGUGUGGAGGCGCAACGACGACCGUUUGAAUCGAUGUCACUGUGUCAGCUUUAACGUGCUCGGUUGAUCAGUUUUCAGUAACUGAACUUGGGUCACAGGAGGUCAGGACUCCGUUUGGAUGGGAGGCUGGAUUUCGUCCAGGUUUGGGUCUCCACACUUCUCCGAGGAGCCCGUUUUCCGGUUUGAUUUCUUGUCAACUGUCGAAGAUGACUCAUUUUGGGCAUCACCGCCUCGCCUUUGUGGCUGAUCUGCUUCUCCGCCUGUCGUUGUUUCGUCCACCUCCGAUUCUCAGCUCGAGUGUUUCCAAUGAGGAGUGGGUGUUAAUUCAUCUAUAUAUCUACUUUCCUUACCAGAGCAGCCUUAUGUUGGAUCGUUCGAUCUCUUCUUGUUGCUCCUUUCUUUGCAAUGGAAAAUGUAAUCUCAUCAUGCAUUGAGUUGCGGUAGGUUCUUGUUACCCCUUGUGAUCACACUGUCACACCGUGGCCUUGGCUGAAAUCGAGUUGCGGCAUUGCUGCCCCUUCUAGCAGGCCUUUGCCUCCACAUUGAGAGGCAAGCAGGGGUCCAGGCUUCCAAGUUAGAGCUCGCAGCUUGGUGAAUGUGACCACAGUACCUGCACACCAGACUGGGAGUGAUCCUUUUUCAAUUGAAACAAAACCUGUUGGGAGGCUCUAUGCUUUGGCGAUGGCUUCUGAUUUGGUGCGCUUCGGUGCAGAGUUGCAGCUGUAGCCGUCCACACGCCAGAUAUUUGCACAGCAAGAAAGAUGUUGAAGAUGAUUUUCAGCUGUUAACCAAAGACCUUGACGAGUAUGCCGAGCUCUUGCAGAAUGCCAAGACAGCCUCGCAAUCUGCGGAGGAAGCAGCGCACCAGUUUGCGAAGGAGAAUCCAAAGGAUUUUGCGCAGUUUCAGCAGCAUGUCAAGAGUGCAGCACAAGAAGCAGCAGUGGCCCUUGAGAAGGCGAAUGCAGAGCUGAAAAAGGAGGAUGAGGAAACACCUCGUCAAGCACUCCGAGAAGCAGAAGCUGAAUAGUUGCGGUUGGAGAAAGAGAGCCCGAGUAGCUUUGGGAGUGUGCUAAACGACAGUUUGAACACAGGUUUUGAAUCAAGGUUGCUCGGUGCUAGCCCUUCUAUAAGAAGCCAAGAGGAACUAUUGAACGUGAAAUUAAGGGACCCAGCUCCACCGACUAUUGGUCAUGCCAAAAUGGCAUUCCAAGACUCCAAGACGGCUGAAAGACACCACUGAUACGACGGUUUUGGGCUCAAGAACCUCAAAU
Molecule: messenger RNA, 2352 nt
Organism: Durusdinium trenchii
Lineage: Eukaryota; Dinophyceae; Suessiales; Symbiodiniaceae
Source: the annotation of a GenBank genome assembly